Lolium rigidum is the source of this 717-nucleotide messenger RNA. RefSeq names its product calcium-binding protein KIC-like. The record is from RefSeq and is a predicted model, not a curated record. Lineage: Eukaryota; Viridiplantae; Streptophyta; Magnoliopsida; Poales; Poaceae. Gene Ontology annotation, molecular function: calcium ion binding. The transcript has a single exon. Bases 133 to 522 code for a protein of 129 amino acids.
AACUCCUCCUUCCUCCUCGCUUUAUACAUCAAGAACCACCACUCGUCCAGAACGCGCGCAGCCGUUGCCGUCGACACAAAGCAACAACAUUUCUUUAGUGAUUAGGUUUCACACCCGGAGUCGGUGGCAUCCAUGGCGGAGGAGGUCGACGGCGGCGCGGGGGCGUACGAGGACCUGCUUCCGGUGAUGGCGGGGCGGCUGGGCACCGCGGGGCUGCUGGAGGAGCUGCGGGCGGGGUUCCGUGUGCUGGCGGACCCGGCGCGGGGCGCGAUCACGGCCGAGAGCCUGCGCCGGAGCGCGGGGAGCGUGCUGGGCGUGGCCAGCAUGACGCCGGACGAGGCGGAGGCGAUGGUGCGCGAGGGCGACCACGACGGCGACGGCGCGCUCAGCGAGCGGGAGUUCUGCGUGCUCAUGGUGCGGCUCAGCCCCGGCAUCAUGGACGACGCCGAGGGAUGGCUCGAGGACGCCAUCGCCGACGAGCUGCUGCCGCCCGGCUCACCGACGUCGGCCUCCGCCGCAUGAUCUGAGUAUAGACCAGUAGUUACCAUGUGCGGUGAACUGUUCUCGUGUUCGUACUUGGUGCUGUUAAUAAUUAUAAGUAACCUGUGAGUGUGAGUGUGACGUCGUCCUGCUGUGUUUUCCUGUGUUGAUCCGUUAGUUAAGCUCGUGCACGGACUUCAUUUCAGUCCUCCCUUCUGAAAACACGUUCGCCCACUA